This is a messenger RNA of Helianthus annuus (common sunflower), 900 nucleotides long. RefSeq names its product pre-mRNA-splicing factor cwc22. The transcript is spliced from 2 exons. Gene Ontology annotation, molecular function: RNA binding. The record is from RefSeq and is a predicted model, not a curated record. Lineage: Eukaryota; Viridiplantae; Streptophyta; Magnoliopsida; Asterales; Asteraceae. Gene Ontology annotation, biological process: mRNA splicing, via spliceosome. Bases 68 to 772 code for a protein of 234 amino acids. Gene Ontology annotation, cellular component: catalytic step 2 spliceosome.
GCGGAGGAAGCACUCGACGAACAAAACACAAGUGACAGGAAACUGAUUAUUGUUAAAGUUUGAAGAUAUGAUGGACGAAGAACAAACGCGAAUUAGAGACGAAACCGAUACAAAUCUAGUUAACCUCCGAAGAGCAAUUUAUUUAACAAUUAUGUCUAGCGUUGAUUAUGAGGAGGCUGGUCAUAGGCUCCUCAGAAUCAAACUGGAGCCAGGACAAGAGAAGGAAGUGUGCAUUAUGUUAAUAGAGUGUUGUAGUCAUGAGAGAAGUUACCUUGGUUACUACGGGCUUUUGGGCCAGAGGUUGUGCAUGAUCAAUAAAGUCCACCAAGAAAACUUUGAGAUGUGUUUUGUUCAGCAUUACUCAAUGAUCCAUAGGCUUGAGACCAACAAACUACGUAAUGUGGCCAUGUUUUUCGCACAUCUCCUUGCGACUGAUGCUUUGCCUUGGCAUGUUUUGGCUUAUAUUCGGUUGACCGAGAAGGACACAACUUCCUCUUCUAGAAUCUUCAUCAAGAUUCUCUUCCAAGAGUUGUCACGCCAUCUCGGCAUUCGCGUAUUGUACAAGCGCCUUACUGACCCUAGGAUGCAGGAUGAUUUUGAAUCUCUUUUCCCAAGAGAUAACCCCAAAAACACCCGGUUUUCAAUCAACUUUUUCACGUGCAUUGGGCUUGGUGGGAUCACUGCGAAACAACGACAGUAUUUGAAAGCGGGAUCCAAUGAAAGCAGGAGUGGAAGUGAUCACAAGAGCCGCAAGCACCCAAGGAGAUGGUAGUUUCACUGAUAGUAUAGUUUCUUUUUUUCUCUUUUCUAGUUAGAUGAUGUAAAUGAGAGUUUUCUUCAAUUGGAUAAUCUCAUACCGUUCCUUGAUUACUUUUGCUUGCACAGUACUAUGGCGCACAA